Messenger RNA from Drosophila grimshawi, 3576 nucleotides. Its product is annotated as probable ATP-dependent RNA helicase DHX34. Gene Ontology annotation, molecular function: RNA binding; ATP binding. The coding region runs from base 37 to 3483 and encodes 1148 amino acids. Lineage: Eukaryota; Metazoa; Arthropoda; Insecta; Diptera; Drosophilidae. Gene Ontology annotation, cellular component: intracellular anatomical structure. Gene Ontology annotation, biological process: nuclear-transcribed mRNA catabolic process, nonsense-mediated decay. The transcript has 7 exons. The record is from RefSeq and is a predicted model, not a curated record.
CACUCGGCCGGCAACUCGGUUUGUUUACUGUUCAAAAUGAGCAGCAGAUCAAGCAAAGUGGGCAAUAAGCGCCGCAACGCAGCAGGACAGUCGCUCAAUUUGGUUGAGUUUAGUUUUCUGGAUCACAAGGCGACGCUGCGCGGUCUGCUGCUAACGAAAGGCCGCCACCAGCUGAGCCUCGUCGAGAACGAGUCGGACUUUUGGAAGUUUGUCAACAAAUAUGAAUCCAUGCUGCGUAGCAUUGGGCAGCCGGUGCUGCCACCGCUGCUCACCAAUUUUGAGCACACACAGCCGCAGCCAUAUCACAAGGGCAAGCACCUCUCACUGCAGCUGGACGAGGAGGCGCUACGGCGUGACAACAGCAGCAGUAGCAGCGAUGAGCUGCAGUCACAAUUCCUGCAGUUGGUGCUCAUCUACCUGGACUUUAAGCAAAAAGAAAAAUUCAAUCGCAUCAAGAAAUUGCGUCAGGCCCAACGUGCGCUGCCCAUUGCACGGUUCAAGGAAGAUUUGCGCAGCUCGCUGGACGUGUCGCGUGUCCUCAUUGUUGCAGGCGACACGGGCUGCGGCAAGUCCACACAGGUGCCACAGUUUCUGUACGAGUUCGGCUAUCGCAGCAUAGCCUGCACCCAACCGCGUCGUCUAGCGUGCGUGACGCUAUCAAAGCGUGUGGCGCACGAGCUACUGGAUGACUAUGGCAGCAAGGUGGGCUUCCAAAUCCGCUUCGAGCGCAACAAGACGCAGAAUACACACAUUUUGUUCAUAACGGAAGGAUUGCUGUUGAGGCAGUUGGCAGUGGCCGCCAAUCUGGAACAGUACGAUGUCCUCAUUUUGGACGAGAUCCAUGAGCGCAAUCUCUUUGGUGAUUUCUUGCUGGGCGUGACCAAGUGUCUGCUGCGCGCAAAGCCGCAGCUUAAGCUUAUACUUAUGUCGGCUACCAUCAAUGUGGAGCUGUUCCAUAACUUCUUCAAGGAGGAGGGCGCACGCCUGCUGCAGGUGCCCGGCAGACUGUUUCCUAUCAAGAUGCGCUACAUGCCGCCCCCGGCGCUGGAGCUAAAGGCAGGUCAAGCCACAGCAACGGGCAGCAAGCGUUCUCAAGGUGCGCGUUUCGAUCCGGCGCCAUUUGUUCAAGUGCUCUCUCUCAUCGACCAACAGUAUCCGAGCACGGAGCGUGGCGAUGUGCUCAUCUUUGUCAGCGGCGUCAAUGAGAUCGACAGUGUUUGCGAGGCCAUUAAAGAAUAUGCCAAGGAACAAAGCUGCUGGUUGGUGCUGCCGCUCCACAGCGGACUCGCCCUCGCCGAGCAGGACAAGGUCUUUGACUAUCCGCCAGAUGGCAUGCGCAAGUGCAUCGUCUCCACGAACAUUGCCGAAACGUCGCUGACCGUGGACGGUGUGCGCUUUGUCAUUGACUCCGGCAAGGUGAAGGAGAUGAGCUACGAUGCCAGCUGCAAGGGACAGCGGCUCAAGGAGUUCUGGGUAUCCAAAUCAUCGGCGGAGCAGCGCAAAGGUCGUGCCGGACGUACAGGACCAGGCGUUUGCUUCCGAUUGUUCACACAGCAACAGUUCGAUGGCUUCGAGGCGUAUCCCACGCCGGAGAUCAAUCGCGUGCCGCUGGACACAAUGCUUCUGCAAAUGGUAUCCAUGGGACUGCCGGAUGUGCGCGCCUUUCCCUUUGUCGAGUCGCCCGAAGCGGAGCGCAUCGAGCUAACGAUACUGGGACUCAAGCAGCAUUGCGCACUCAGCGUGGAUGAGAAGAUCACGCCGCUGGGCAGCUCGCUGGCCAAUCUGCCCGUAGAGCUGCCCAUUGGCAAGAUGCUGCUGAUGGGUUGUGUCUUCCCCGAAGUGGAGCAGCUGCUUACACUGGCCGCCAUGCUGAGCGUACAGAAUCCAUUGACGACACGUGCCCACAUGGAUCAGCGAUGCGAACGCGAACGUCAGCCUCUGGAAUCGGAUCAGGGUGAUCUGUUCACGCUGCUGCGUGCCUAUCGCAACUGGCUGCAGCUGAAGAUGGGCCUUGAGAAUACGCGCAAGUGGUGCCAUCGGCUGGGCAUUGAGGAGCAGCGCUUCUAUGAGGUAUGCAAGCUGCGUCACCAAUUCCAGCGCAUACUCGAAACGUGCCGCAUGGCGCCGCCAACUGCCGCCAGCUGCUUGACCAGUGCAGAGCGAGCCCAACGCCAUGGCGAACUACGUCAACUGAGGGGGCUGAAGCGUCGCCAACGCUUCGAACAGCCGCGUCAGCGCAAGCUGCUCAAACAGCAGCAUCACGACCAGCUGGAUGAGGAUGAUGGCCAGGGCGACGGUGAUCCCAGCGAGGAUAUACGCGAUGUUGACUUUCGGCUGCGCCACGAUGCACGCCAAUUGGCGCUAUUGGAACGCUCGGCGCAUGUGGAGCGUCAUCGGGAUGUUAUGCUGCUAAAGUUGCUGCUCGUCAGCGGCUUCUAUCCACAGCUGGCCAUCGCGGAUGAGUUCAACCACUGCAAGGGCGGCGGCCAGCAAUUCUUUCACACUCAACUCAAGCCGUUUCUUUCGCUCCAUCCCAAUUCGCACUUCGCCAAGUGCUAUGAGCUGCUCAAGCUCGCCGACAGCGAUCUGCAUUUGAAGCCAUCUUACUACACGCCCAAGCAACCGCUCAGCGAUCGCCAUCAGCUGCUCUGCUAUCAAUCCCUACUGGAGACGGCCAAGCCGUAUCUGAUGAACUGCAUCCGGUUGCCGGCAGCACAAACCCUGCUACUGUUUGGCUAUGCCAUCGAUACCAACCUGGGCGUUUCGCGCAUCGUCUGCGAUGGCUGGCUAGGCCUCGAUUUUCCACAGCCAGGCAGUGGGCUCCAGUUGCUUAGUCGCGCCAUUGAGCUCCGACAACGCUGGAGCAGCCGACUCUAUGCAAAACUAAAUGAGCUAAACAACAGCAAGGAGUCGGCAACAGCGGGUUCGGCUCCAUCGAUUGCUUUGAGUGAUGGCAGCGACACACUCUGGCAUGAUCUGCUGGAUUUUAUGGGUCUCGAAGUGGCCUAUAGCAUAAGACGACUGCUGCCUGCCGAUCUGAAGGUAUUGUAUACCCGUUGUCCGCCGCCGGAGCGCUUAGAGGCGCUGCCAACGAAUCCGUUUGCCGCCGAUUAUCCGCUAAGUGCGAACAGCGAGAAGGGCGGUCUGAAUGUCUCUGAGCACGUCGUCUACGGCUGCCUGGCCGAAUUGCCCUGGACACUGGCCAUGGAGGCAGCAUUGCUGGAUCAACCGUGGCACUGUGCCCAGUGUGACUUUCAGCUGGAGCAGUUCGUUGUGCCCGAUCAGCUGGAGCAUCGCCUCCAAUGUCCAGGACGACGCAGCAAGGAAAAACGUCGUCUGACCACGCCCGAACCGGAAAGCAUGGAAAAGGCGAGCACUUCACGUGAUGGCGCCAACUAUCACUGCGCCAGCUGUGGCCGGCAUCUGAAACUGUCCCACAUCGAUAUAUUGCGCCAUCGUCGCACCUGUGUAAAGUCUGCUUGAUUUUUAGCUGUGCACAUCUUCUCUGUGAAUCGAUACGAAUAAAUUAUAUUCAAUAAAAAAAAAAACUCAUUUCAGCGAAUACACACAAAUAAU